AUGGGAAGAGGGACAGUAGAAUCGAGAGAGAAGGUGACACUUGCAAUAGACAGAGACAAAGGAAGUCAACAUGCUAUAAAAUGGGCCGUUGAUAAUCUUGUCACCGGAGGCCAACAUCUCAUCCUGCUCCAUGUCAAACAAACGCCACCGGUGGUUUCUGCUGUAUCCCAAGGGGAGGAAACUGAAUAUGUGUACAAAAAACCCGUUGACCCCAUAACCAAAGAGCUUUUUCUUCCAUUCCGUUCCUUUUGCAGCAAAAAGCUUAUAAAAUGCAAAGAAGUCGUGGUUGAGGCUGCCGAUGUACCAAAAACCUUGAUCAACUAUGUUAUCUCUAAUUCAAUUGAGGUUUUGGUACUUGGAGCACCCACAAGAACCGGCUUUUUCAACAACAGAUCAUUCAAAACAACAACAGACGUCCCAAGCUCUGUGUUAAAAGGGAUACCAGAUUUCUGCACUCUCUAUGUCAUUGGGAAAGGAAAGAUCUCAUAUGUGCAAACUGCUACCACAGCACCACCCCAAAAAGCACAUAACCAAAUUCAAAAACAUUCCAGCAGAAAUUCGGAAAAUGGUGAACAAUCCAUGCGUAAGCAGCAUCCCAGGGCUUUGGAGAGGAGGACGCACGCUUCACCCCCUCGCCAGCUGAUGCAUCAUGACACUGAUGAAAUCAAAUCACCAUUCACAAGAGGACGAUCUUCAAUGAACCACUCAUACGACCUCUCACCAGAGAGUAGUGAUAUAUCAUUUGUGAGCAGCGAAAGGCCAAGCAUUGAUCACAUGUUUCCUUCCUCGUACAAUAGUGUAUCAUCAGAAAUGAGCUCCCGACAAUCAAUGGGCUCGGAGUUUGACAGCAUAAGCUCUGCGUCAUCUUACUCUAGACACCAAUAUAUUGACAUGAGCGCCUCACCAUAUGGAUUCUCAACAUCCUCAUCAGAAAGUGGAAGAUCAUGGUCAUCGUCACAAAACACAGAUGAAGUGGAAGUUGAGAUGAGGAGGCUCCAGCUAGAGCUCAAGCAAACAAUGGACAUGUAUAACGCGGCCUGCAAGGAGGCAGUCGCAUCAAAACAUACGGCAAACCGAUUGAAAUCGGAAGAACAACAACGAUUACAUGAGGCACGAAUAGCAGAGGAAGCUGCAUUGGCACAAAUAGAGAAUGAGAAAGCGAAAUGUAAGGCAGCCAUUCAGGCGGCAGCGGCAGCUCAAAUGAUUGCUGAACUGGAAUCCCAAAAAAGGAGGCUUGCAGAAAUGACAAUUCUUGAACAAGCUGAAGAGAAGAAGGGAACAGAAGCAACGGCAUACAGUUUCAGGUACAGGAAAUAUACAAUUGAGGAGAUUGAAGUAGCAACAAAUAAAUUUUCACAAGAUCGCAAGAUUGGAGAAGGAGGCUAUGGACCAGUGUACUGGGGAGAACUGGAUCACACACAAGUAGCAAUCAAAAUUCUACGUCCAGAUGCAGCGCACGGACGUUCACAGUUCCAACAAGAGAUCGAAGUAUUGAGCUGCAUACGACAUCCAAACAUGGUGCUCCUUCUUGGAGCCUGCCCAGAGUAUGGUUGUCUGGUCUAUGAGUACAUGGCUAAGGGGAGCUUAGAAGACCGUCUCUUCCAGCAAGGUAACAGUAAGACCCCGGCUAUUCCUUGGCAGCUCAGGUUCCGAAUUGCUGCAGAAAUUGGCACUGCACUUUUGUUCCUUCACCAGACGAAGCCAGAACCAAUUGUACACCGUGACCUAAAACCUGGAAACAUUUUGCUAGACCAUAACUAUGUGAGCAAGAUUAGUGAUGUAGGUCUAGCCAGGCUUGUCCCUCCAUCUGUACAAGACUCUGUCACUCAGUACCGAAUGACAUCAACAGCCGGAACCUUCUGUUAUAUCGACCCAGAGUAUCAACAAACUGGCAUGCUUGGAACAAAAUCUGAUGUCUACUCACUCGGGGUCAUGUUUCUACAACUAAUAACAGCGAAAUCGCCAAUGGGUUUGACUCAUCAUGUCGAGCAGGCUUUGGAGCUAGGGACCUUUGCUGAGUUGCUAGACCCUGCUGUUCCUGACUGGCCAGUGGAGGAAGCCACCAACUUUGCCAAGUUAGCCUUACAAUGUACUGAAAUGAGGCGGAAAGACAGACCCGAUCUUGGGAAGGUUGUGCUACCUGAACUUAACAGAUUGAGAGCAUUAGCCGAAGAUAGCAUGCCUGGUGCUGGUCCUGGUGGAGUAUACUCACAAAGACAUGGCCAAAGCUCGAUGUCCUCAUGUGAUCAAGAUGUGCUAAGCGACGUCCAUCUACCACUAUCUGGGUACGAGAUCUAA
Messenger RNA from Malus domestica (apple), 2298 nucleotides. Its product is annotated as U-box domain-containing protein 35-like. The record is from RefSeq and is a predicted model, not a curated record. Gene Ontology annotation, biological process: protein phosphorylation. Gene Ontology annotation, molecular function: ATP binding; protein kinase activity. NCBI's taxonomy places the organism in Eukaryota, Viridiplantae, Streptophyta, Magnoliopsida, Rosales, Rosaceae.